UCCCGCGGCAGCCGCCGCAAAAGCUGCGGAGGCGAAGGGAGCUUCGUUUGGCGGGGAGGAAACUGGCUUUUCAGGCCCUGCUAGCGAGGAUGUGGCAAUUCUCUCUUUUUUUUAUCCUUCUCCCUUUUUGCCGACUCGGCUGUUGCAAGGCAACCCCGCAUGGGAGAUGACGGCGAGGAUGGCUCAGAAGGUCUUGAGCAGCGCGGCGGAGAGUUUCCCCGAGCAGCCUCGGGAAGGGAAGGACGGCGCUCCGAUGGACGACGGCCACCCCAUCAAGCAUGAACCCCAGCCUUCCGAGGGGCAAGCCUUCAAGGUUUACAAGCGGCGCUGGUUUAUCCUGACGGCCGUCUGCAUAGUCAAUUGCUCCAAUGCGAUGCUAUGGUUGACGUUUGCUCCAGUGGCUGACAUAACAGCUGAACGAUUCAAUACCUCACUGGAUAUGGUCAACUGGCUCUCCAUUGUGUAUUUUGUGGUAUCAGUUCCUGUGGGGCUUCUAGCAAUAUGGAUUCUGGACACCAUCGGACUCAGAUGCGCUGUGCUACUCUGCGCCUGGCUCAACAUGGUGGGCAGCAUCAUUCGUGCUUUCAGUGUUAUCGAUAGCCUGAGCUUAGGCUCCCUAAACUACGUCUACCUUCUUGUAGGACAGUGCCUCUGUGCUGGGGCCCAGCCACUCAUCAUCUUUGCACCAACCAAGCUAGCAGCCCUAUGGUUCCCUGAAGACCAACGAGCCACAGCCAACAUGAUUGCCUCUAUGUCCAAUCCAUUGGGCAUGCUCAUAGUUAACCUAUUGUCACCGACAAUUGCUCCAGAAGUGAAAGAUAUCCCUUUACUGGUUGGGGUGUCUGCAGCGCCCGCGAUCCUUGGCUGCCUCCUGUCCACUGUCGGCGUUUGCAGUAGUGUCCCUCCAACUCCCCCGUCAGCGAGUGCUGACCAUUUAAACUCACCAACUUUCUGUGAAGGUUUGAAAAUGCUCAGCCGAAAUAAGCCUUACAUCAUCCUGAACCUCUGCUUUGGCACGGGGAUAGCACUCUUCACAUGUCUCAGUUCUCUGUUGGAACAGAUCCUCUGCGUCAAUGGAUAUUCCAACUUUUUUGCAGGUUUGACUGGAGCCUUGUUCAUUAUAUUUGGGCUCAUUGGUGCCUUCUUUCUUGGACUUUAUGUAGAUAGGACAAAGAAGUUUACGGAAACUACCAAAAUCAGUUUUGUUCUAUCUGCUUUGACUUGCAUUGGAUUUGCAGUGGUAUCUCAGAUGAGAGAGCAAACCUACGCUGUGGCAAUAUUCAGCAGUCUUUUUGGGCUUUUUGGAUUUUCUAUCUAUCCCAUCGUGAUGGAACUAAACGUUGAAUGCUCUUAUCCUGUGGGAGAAGGAACAUCAUCAGGGAUCAUUUUUGUGACCAGCCAGAUCCUAGCAGUUCUCUUCAUACUACUCUUCCAGAACCUGGCUGUGGAAAAAAAGAAUGCCCCUUUCUCCACUUGUGCUGCAUCCUUAGGUCCUCCAAUGGAUUGGUCAAAUGCAACACUAGUGAUGGCUGGAAUCAGCACUGUGACAUGCUGUUUCUUUAUCAUUACAUUCCACACUAAUUACAAGAGGAUCUCUGCAGAAACAUCUCAAAGCUUUUCCACCAACAAAACAGAAGAUGAGGAUGUUGUAGUAACGGCAUGAGACGGAGUAUUUCUAAAUGAACUCUGGACUAAGCUGUAUGCCUUACAAUCAGUUGACACCUCAGCACCCCAAGUGCCUUAAACUCAAUAAAUUAUAACUUUGU
Messenger RNA from Pseudonaja textilis, 1766 nucleotides. It is a transcript of the gene SLC49A3, whose product is annotated as solute carrier family 49 member 3. Gene Ontology annotation, cellular component: membrane. The record is from RefSeq and is a predicted model, not a curated record. Gene Ontology annotation, molecular function: transmembrane transporter activity. NCBI's taxonomy places the organism in Eukaryota, Metazoa, Chordata, Lepidosauria, Squamata, Elapidae. Gene Ontology annotation, biological process: transmembrane transport.